AUGACGCGCAUAAACAGAACGUCUUUGGGUGCCUGUUUUGAUGCAUUUAAACAGGCAAGGAGCGUGCGAAUCCGCUUGGAGGAGGAACAAACUCUGUUGAACCAAUUGACAGCACGUUUAGAGAAGGUGCAGAAGGACGUAAAUACGACUAUUCCAGAUCUUGACAAGCUUAUACAAGAAGGAAAGCAAAUGCAGGCCUCAGCGCCCUUUGCUGUGGAAGGGCUGUCAGAAGUGUUUAAAUGUGCCGAGGCGCUCGUCAAGCGAGCCGAGCAGGAGACUGAAAACGAGGAGCACAAGGGGAGAAGUGAAACCACGGAGGGCAUGAGCAAUAGAACCUUCAGUAACAACAAACCUAUACAAAGUGAUGUUACAGAAGGCGACAAGAUGCUGAGGGAAUCUCUCGACCGGGUUAAUGAACUGCAACGAAUUAGAACAUGCCGCAGCAUGCAACAGGAUGUGCUACGGGAGACUGUGGAGAGUUGUGCUCGGAUAGAGGGGCAUUUAAUAUCCGCAAUUACAACGUUCGGCCAGCGGACAAGCGAGGAGGGCAACAUGGGGAAAACGGGCAAGAGAGUCGCGGCCAGGCGCCGCACAUUUUCGCAGCCGUCUUCGGAGUACACAGAGAGCGACAGCGAAGAAGAAGUGUCGUUAGGCAACAAACGUAACUUCUUUCCCUCGGAUAUAAUUACUGUGCCCUGUUCCAUCAGUCCAGAUAGAGUUGGGCGGGAAGUAGUUGAAAGCUCACCUGACGAAUUUGAAUAUGGAGAAAGUGGAUAUUUGAAUAAGUUUUUAAGAGAGCUUGUGAAGGCGUCUUCUCAGUGCGACGUGGAGGCACUGCAGUUUCUCUUGAGUCGGUUGCGAGACGCGGGUGUACCUACAGGCCGUAGGGAGGUUCUUGUGGCGCAGCAGCAGCUGCGGAGGCUCUCAGAUGCUUCUUAUUUGGAGGGGGAGUUAAAAGAAGGGAUCAUUUUGCUUUCGUGGGGGUCCGUCUCGGCUGCAGACAUAUCGCGCCUUUCGAACCUCAUUAAACAAGCUACAGCUGUAACAGCAGCAGCAGUGGAGGCAGCAAGAGGGACCGGAGCAUCAGCGAGAGCUGGUGUUGGGGUUAGACAGGACAUCCUCCUAGCAGCAAAAGCAGCUCUAGAAGCUGCAGAGGACUUCUCCGGCGGACCGAAAACCGCCACAAGUAUACACAGUGUUUUUGCGAUUGAAAAUUACCCAGGCUUGGCAAUUAAUGAACAAAUACAACGCGCAAAGGGGACAAAAGCGGAGCUGCAGCUGCUGCUGCAGCGGGAGCUGCUGCUGCGCUUCCAGAAAGAAGAGAUACGAGGACCGCUGUUGCUGCUGCCUGCUGCGCUGGGGCCUGAGGCUGUGAAGAUGUUUAGACACGUGCAGCGGGCGAUGGGCGAUGUAUUUAGCAUUAGGGAUGAUUGCAGAAAAGAUAUCAUAAGUGCUGCAACAGCCUGUGAACUGUUGCGCGACGAGGUGUACGUGCAGGUCCUUAAGCAGUUGCGGCAAAACAAUAAUUUCAACAGCGUCAUUAAAGGCUUUUUUCUGCUCUCUGCCCUCUGCGAAAAUUGCCCCCCUUCUUCCACGCUCCUCCCUUACGUCAGGCAGGUGCUUGAGCUGCAUGCAAUGGAGCAGCCCCAGCAGCAGCCGAUGCUGUUGCUGCUUCAUCCACCAGCAGCAGCAACAGCAGCAACCGCUAAGCCACUUACGCCCCACGAACUUGAACUACAGCAAAUAUGCAGCAAGGCACUGCAGGCACUCGAGCGGCACACAAAAGAAAACAACGAAAUUGAGGGAGGAGACAACGAGUGUGAUAAUCUUGUCGAUCCUGCACAGAAAAAAUCCACCUUCGAAUUUCAGGCGAGAAAACUUCGGGCAGACGUCCAGAGCAGUUCCUGCAAAGGCUGCCUUAUGCAACAGCACAUAACAGCACAAAAGCUUGCUUGCCCUGGUGUAGUGCUGCAGUAA
Molecule: messenger RNA, 1977 nt
Organism: Eimeria maxima
Lineage: Eukaryota; Apicomplexa; Conoidasida; Eucoccidiorida; Eimeriidae
Exons: 7
Coding region: 1-1977 (658 amino acids)
Cellular component (GO): cytoskeleton
Source: RefSeq, a predicted model, not a curated record